CAAGGCGGUUAUUCCAACCGCGGGCGUGAUAACCUUAAAGCAGCGCACUCCUCGACAGAAUGCAAAGAGGUCGAGGCCGCGGUGGUUACAGUGACCGUGGCCGUGGCGGCUAUGAUGACCAAGGAGGGGGUGGUCGGGGUUCUUACGGACCACAUCGUGGAGCCCCUCGAAUGAGCGCUGGUCCCGAUCGAUACGGGGACGACCGCCAACGGUUUUCUAGUGGACCUCCACCAAGUGCACGGGGAUACGGUGGACCCAGACCCCCAAGAGGAUCUGAUCUUCCACGAGGCGGCUCCGGACAGCGAGGAGCACCUCGAAGAAACACGGGAGAAAUGCCACCUCCUCAAUUCCCACCCCGUGGCCGAGGUCAAGCCUGGCAACCGAGAGGCGAUAUCGGAGGAGAGCAGCAAACCUCCCUCGGGUUAGAUGAUUUCCCGCCUCCAACGUCUGGUGAGAAACUAGUGGGGCAAAGUAGAGAGACGUCAAGUGAACGCGCUCCAUCCGAAAGGUCUGUAAGUUCUGACCACAGAAAACCUUCCGAUGCUGACUAUGCUCACAAGCCUGACGGCAGUGGUGAUCGCAUUUCCCCCUCUGCAAGUAGUGACUCUCUUUCUGAACCGGCACGACAGAAGAAAAGCCACCCGAUUCUACGGCCAGGAAGCGAUUUGGUCGGUGCACUCGCCAAGCUGAGCAUGCAACGUUCGAUACACAUUCCAAGCAGGCCAGAUAAAGGAGGGUCGAGCGGUCAGCGCUGUGAAGUUGUUGCCAACUGUUGGGAUUUGAAUUUGCUUAGCAAGUCUGUCCUGAUGUACUUCAUUGAACCCGUGGCCGUUUACCGUUUGGAUAAAGAAAAAAAGAAGGUGGAGUUGAAUUUGCCUCCUAAGGAAAAACGAGCACUGCUACAACAAGUUGUCAAUGGUUUACACCGAGAGGUCAUCUAUGAUGGUGGUCAUGCCAUUUACUCGGAAAAGCCCAUUCCAGGAGUCACGAAAGAUGGUGUGACAAGACAAAUAAACAUUCUUGAUCCACUCAACCGUGAUGAGUUACUGCUAGAUUAUAGGAUCAUGGAAGUCCAGACCGUCCACACCAGCGAUGUAGCCAAUUUCAUCACCAAUUCCAAAGCUACUUCCUUGGAUAUGCCUCAGGAUAGCAUUCGCCUCCUCGACUGCAUAUUAAAAACCAUAUGUAAGGGGUCUUUUGAAUCUUUUGGACGUGCCGCGCUCUUUUACACUGAUCCUGUAAAAGUAGUGCAUGACAAAUUGUUCUCCAUCCACAAGGGAUUCAUCACAAGUGUGAGACCGCAGUGGAAAGUCCGAGUCAAUAUCGACAUGACUUGCAAAGCCUUCUUCACCAGUGGGAAUUUGGCAGACGUCAUGUAUGAGAAGUAUGGAGAUAACAUUGUGAAUUGUUCUCGUCAGAUGGCGAUGGAUCUUCGACGCAUACGAGUAGAAACGAUUCCCUUCUACAAAAAUGACGCUGGUGGCAAGUAUUCUCGACGUUUCACAGUUCAUGGGCUGUCUUCUGAGUCUGCAGCGACUUUGAUGAUUACAGAUGUGAACCAGACCGUUGCCGACUACUUCGACAAACAUCACAAUAUACGACUGAAAUACCCAGAAUUGCCAUGUGUGAAAGUGAACCUGAGUCGUGACGUGUUUUUGCCUAUGGAACUCUUGAAUAUUAUCCCCUACCAGGCUCCAAAUGCCAAAAAGAGCGAAAUCGCGAGUGAAGUCAUUCGUUGUGCCGCGAUCAGGCCGGAGGAACGUUUCAGAGAGUUAGAUAAUUUCGUCAAGGAGAUAAUAAAAUCUUCGCAUCCUCUGGUGAAGGAAUUUGGUAUUCAAGUCGAUCCGAGACCACUGAAGAUACCGGCUCGCGUUCUGGAUACUCCUUCUGCAAGUUUUGGGCGUCAACAGUCCCAAUUGGGUCGCGGGAAAUGGGUGGCUCCAGCCUUCUUCCACCCGGCAAGCGCUGACGGAGUCAUCAAUUGGGCUAUUUUGUCCUUACCCGGUGAUCGAAAUGCCCAACGCCAUCAACAAAUGCUGGCGACGCAGCUUCCCUCAACCGCUCAACGCUUUAAUGUUAUGAUGAACCGCCCAGAAUGUGCAAUCAUUCAAAGAGCUGAUUUGCAGCAUCAAUUCCAGAAACUCAUUAGCCGAGGUAUCCACUUCAUUCUCUUGGUGUUGUACGAUGACUUGAACUACCCGACAAUCAAGCGUUUGGGCGAUUUGCAAACCGGUAUGAGAACGCAGUGUGUGAGAGGUCGGACCUUGGAUAAACCCAACGUGAUCCCUAACCUUUUGCUGAAAAUCAACGGCAAGCUUGGUGGGAUCAACUGGCAGAUUACCGAUGUUAUGAGGAAUGACGAGCUCGUUAUGGUGUUUGGUGCCGAUGUCACACAUCCAGCUCCCACACAGACUCAGCAAGUUAGACAGUCCAUUGCUGCGGUGCUUGGAAGUGUUACCCCUGACUUGAUGCGCUACGCUGUUGUAGUGCGUCAGCAAGCCACAACAGAAAAGGGGAAUAAGACUACACGUGAAAUUAUUGACUCAAUGGAUUCGAUUGUUGGUGAGCUCCUAAAAGCUUUCUGCCGUAACACCAAUGGUCGUUUCCCAACCCGGCUUAUCUUUUAUCGCGACGGGGUUUCUGAGGGCCAAUUCGAAAAUGUUCUGGUGGAAGAGCUCGCUUCAAUACAACGAGCGUGCACUGCUCUCCGUCCUGAUUACGAACCUGCUAUCACUUACAUAGUGGUACAGAAGCGCCACCAUAUUCGUUUUCGUCCCAUGAAUCCUCGACAACGCAAUGUUGACCCGGGUACCGUAGUCGAUACUCACGUGACACACUCCCGUGAAUUUGACUUCUACCUCUGUUCUCAAGAGGGCAUUCAGGGUAUCCACUUCAUUCUCUUGGUGUUGUACGAUGACUUGAACUACCCGACAAUCAAGCGUUUGGGCGAUUUGCAAACCGGUAUGAGAACGCAGUGUGUGAGAGGUCGGACCUUGGAUAAACCCAACGUGAUCCCUAACCUUUUGCUGAAAAUCAACGGCAAGCUUGGUGGGAUCAACUGGCAGAUUACCGAUGUUAUGAGGAAUGACGAGCUCGUUAUGGUGUUUGGUGCCGAUGUCACACAUCCAGCUCCCACACAGACUCAGCAAGUUAGACAGUCCAUUGCUGCGGUGCUUGGAAGUGUUACCCCUGACUUGAUGCGCUACGCUGUUGUAGUGCGUCAGCAAGCCACAACAGAAAAGGGGAAUAAGACUACACGUGAAAUUAUUGACUCAAUGGAUUCGAUUGUUGGUGAGCUCCUAAAAGCUUUCUGCCGUAACACCAAUGGUCGUUUCCCAACCCGGCUUAUCUUUUAUCGCGACGGGGUUUCUGAGGGCCAAUUCGAAAAUGUUCUGGUGGAAGAGCUCGCAUCAAUACAACGAGCGUGCACUGCUCUCCGUCCUGAUUACGAACCUGCUAUCACUUACAUAGUGGUACAGAAGCGCCACCAUAUUCGUUUUCGUCCCAUGAAUCCUCGACAACGCAAUGUUGACCCGGGUACCGUAGUCGAUACUCACGUGACACACUCCCGUGAAUUUGACUUCUACCUCUGUUCUCAAGAGGGCAUUCAGGGUACAUCUAAACCGGCUCACUACCACGUGCUAUACGAUGACAGCAACUGGACUUCAGACGCAUUGCAGCGCUUCACAUUUUUCUUGUGCCACGCUUACAUGCGUUGUCCCCGCAGCGUAUCCUAUCCUGCACCAACUUACUAUGCCCAUUUGGCAGCCUUCCGCGCACGUGAUUGGGUUUCGGAUCUCGAAAAACCAGGCGUGCUUCUCAAGGGCGGUCGUUUUUGUGUCCACGAAAGCCAGAUAACAGGGAUGUAUUACUUAUAAAUUUUGCACGCUUUUUGUAACCAAUAAAGAUUUACAUUUUCUAC
Molecule: messenger RNA, 3922 nt
Organism: Opisthorchis viverrini
Lineage: Eukaryota; Metazoa; Platyhelminthes; Trematoda; Opisthorchiida; Opisthorchiidae
Exons: 26
Coding region: 60-3878 (1272 amino acids)
Molecular function (GO): protein binding; RNA binding
Source: RefSeq, a predicted model, not a curated record